Molecule: messenger RNA, 5479 nt
Organism: Felis catus (domestic cat)
Lineage: Eukaryota; Metazoa; Chordata; Mammalia; Carnivora; Felidae
Product: olfactory receptor 52H1-like
Exons: 1
Coding region: 4191-5165 (324 amino acids)
Biological process (GO): G protein-coupled receptor signaling pathway
Cellular component (GO): membrane
Molecular function (GO): olfactory receptor activity; G protein-coupled receptor activity
Source: RefSeq, a predicted model, not a curated record
CUGCCUCAAAAAAUAAACAUUAAAAAAAAAGAAAAAAAUAUAGUGCUACAGAUGUAAAAAUAAAUAAAUAAAAGAGAAUGAGUGGUCAUGAUACAUUUAGAACUGACCAUUUCAGCCUGGGGAACAUAUGGAGAUUGAAAUUCCAUAUGCCACCUCAGAGAUUAUUAGGUUAUAUGUGUAAGCAUCACUUUGUAUUUGUGAGUGCAUUUAUGAAUGCACUGAAUGUCCUGUUCUUUUAGGAUGAUAGGGGCAAAAUCCACCCACCCUACACACCACAGAGAGACACAAAUACAAAAUAGAGUUGAACAGCUGUUUUCUGGAAUGGGUCUCAAAAGAAUCCUUUUGUGACCCAUGGACCAACCAUGGAUAUUCCUCUCCCUAAAAUGAGGCAGAAGAAAGAUAUUCACAUAGACACACUUAGCAUAAAAAAGAGAAAUAAAGGCAAGGUAUGGAUUAUAAUACUCCAUGAUCAAGGUAUUGCUGAAGGACCUGUCCUGUGUUUAGUUUAGUGCUGGAAGAGACAGAGAACAUAGAGAUAUAGCCUAUAUUCCUAGCCUUAGGGGAGAGGAGAAAAAUGCUCAGCAGUCAGAGACCAGUAAGUAAGGUGGGAAUAGAAUGCUUGCUAAAUGCAAAAUCCUAUUCAGGAAACUGUAAUCAAAGAGACUGUGAUCAAAGAGUACUAAUAGAUUAAAGAGAAUGUAUAGUUAGUAACACCAGGGAGGUUUCAAGAAUGGAAAUGGAAAGCCACAGACCUCUUUUUAUGUAUCUAGAACUUUUUAUGUAUCUAGAACUUUCCUCUAGGUGAGGAAAGUGCUACUAAUUUCCCACAUUUAGCUGCGUCCUUCCUUCCAGACCAUCUUUCAGUAGUGUGCGGUGACUGUGAAUCCCCUAGGUUUGUUUGGUGGGAGUCUUCAUCUCACCAAAGUAUUUAAUAUGGAAGUAUUUAAUAUGGAAAGCAAGUUUCCAUGCUUUUCCAGAUCUUUAAUUUUCCAGAGUUUAAGUGGAGGGACCUACAUUAUAUUAUUACGGUAGGCUUUGAGGAUAUAAACUUGAGAGAGAGGUGGGUGAAUGACAGGGUGUUCACAACACUAUUUGGAUGAUCCAGUUCAUUAGUAUCAAGUCCAAUGGGCCUCUGCCACUCAUUUAUUCAACAAGAACUUGUUGAAGAUUCUGUGGCAGACACUGUUCUAGGGAUAGAACAGUGAAAUAAGCAGACAUGAUAUCUAUCCUCUUCAAGUUUACCAUUUGUCAAGUGAGAAAGCUAAGUAAAAUAAAAAGAAGAGUGUGAGAAGUGCUCUGAAUGGCUACUGUGGAGUGCCAGGAGUGUACCUGGGAACAUUACCUAAUUUGGAUAUUGUUCAGGAAAGCUAGCUUUGGAUAUUGUUCAGGGAAAGUUAGCUAGAGAAAGAGAGAAAUGGACCAAGCUAACAAAACUUCCAAGAACAAAUGUUGGUGGAAAAGAAAUCAGACAAGAGUGUUCCCCAAAGCUGAAGUUUAAAUUGGGGGGUGACACAUUCCGUGGACUAAAGGUAUCUCACUUUUGACAUGGGAAAGAGCUUUAUGGCCCUAUGUGGAGCUUGAACCCAUGAUCCUGGGUUCAUGACCUGAGCCGAAAUCAAGAGUCAGAUGCUUAACCAACUCAGCCACCCAGAUGCCGCUACAUAUUUUUUACUUUUUAAAAAAAUAUUCUGAAGUUUUGUUACCCAUUAAUUAUAUUACCAGCCGAUCUUCUCUGUAUCUUUCCAACUUCAGUAUGUGUGCUAAGGAAGCCAGCAGUAUUUUGGUGUCUUUUGAUUCUUAUAUACAGGGCUUUACCUCAUUCUUUUUAGAAGUUAUAUACAGUAAAUGUUAAAAUCAUUCCCAGGUUAAAAAUUAAAAUGGUGCCAGCUUUUCAAUUUUUAUUUUUUGAUAUUUUAAUUUCACUCAAAUUUUGUAUUAUAAAUGUUGCUGCUGUGAAUAUCGUUAGGCCACUUAUUUAUUUAUAUAACUGUAUCUGUGGAAGCAUUCAUAUAUUUUGAACUUUUGGGACAAUGGAUAUGUGCACUUUAUGUUUUGAUUCAUAUUGGCAAAUUAGCAUCUAAGAAUGUUACACGGUAAACCCUUCUAAAAGAGUUAUAACAGCUCUUAUUUCCUCAGACCCUUCACAGAAUUGGCUGUUAUCACUCAUACCAUCAAUUUUUUUAAGUCUUUAUUAAUGGUAAAUAAUAUACCUCAUCAUUCAUGUUUUAUAUUGAACUUAAUUACUUAUGAGACUGAAAAUCUUCUACAUAUUUAUUAAACAUUAGAGUUUCUUCUCAUGGGACUUGAUUAUUCAUAUCCAUUGCCACUUUUUCCACUUGAUUAAAGGGCUUUGCUUUAGUGACUCUAAGAAUACUUUAAAUAAAUGUAUUAAAUGGAAUUAUAUAUUUUUCAUUUGAAUUAGUGCAUUUGUCAUGGAAUUUUUUGCCUCCUGUUUAAUUAUUAUUUCUCUGUAAUAGUUUGUCCUUCCAGUUUCCAAUAUGGUAGGGGAUGUGGGAUAUAGGCAAGGUGGCUUAUACAUAAUUUUGUGGCAGUGAAUAGGGAACUGAAAUCUUAGCUCCUGAAACCUAGCUCAGUCUUGUCUAUGCAUUAGCCUCUGCUGUAACUGAAUCUAUUUUUAAAGAAAUGAACUGCACUUAGAUUUGAGUACCAAAGAUAUUUACUGCUGCUGACUGCCGGACUUGCUAUUUCUUCCUAUCUGGAAUUACAGUCUUUCCAUCUUUUUUCACCCUCUCUAGUUGGGAUAGACUCUACAUCACAUGUACCUUUAAUUGCUCAAGGAAGACUGGUACAUUUGAGUUAGAAUGCAGAGGUCUUGCUGACAGAUGACGGCACGUGGGAUGGAACAGCCAAUACAAGGGUAGCAAUAAGUGGAUGUAAUACAGAGAUACUUAGGGAACAAACCUGUAACAUGAUACUUGUUUGGAAGAUGAAUAAGAUGAUUGUGUGUGAGAGGAUAUGAUUAAGAUAAUUUCAACGCUUCUAGAUUGAGAAACUGUUAUACUAUCAUUUGCUAAAUUGGAAAACAUUAUAGGAGAAACAGAUUUGAACAUGCUGAGUUGGAUGCGCAUGGGAUUUCUAACAUGGCAGACAUUGGGUAACUAAUUCCAAAGCUAAGGAGAGAGGAUUGUCUUCAAAAUUAAAAAAUUCAGAAUCUUCAACAUAGGAGUCACAAAGUCAUGGCAUUUGGGGUUAUCAGCCAGGUGGAGUUUAUUAACCUAGAAAGCAGCAGACAUAUAUAGAGCACCACAGAAUGCUAACUACUUAAGACCAUGCAGAAAGAAAAAUGAGUGAAUACUGAAGUUGGAGAAAAGAUUUGUAUAUCAUGUCACAAACAGAAGAGUUUUGGAAGAAAGGCCCAGCUGUUUCAAUUAAGUCUCACAAGAAUGAGUCAUUGUAUAGAUUAGACAGGGGCAUGAAUGCUGUGGCAUAACUCUACCCGGAGACUGGGCUCCCUCUGCUGGGAUGUCUUCUGUGAAGGUUCAGAGCAGGGUUCCAUUCUUUCCUUGAGACCAAUGUGACAGAAUGAGUUAUUGGAGAAUACCUUUUCUUGGAAACUUUCCCAACCUGGUAAUAUCUGAAGGCAGAGUAAACCACUUAAGCCUUAGAUUAUAGGGAAGAAUAUUCUUUGUCUCCUCUUUAUGUUGGUGAACUUUGCUACAAUAUUGAUGAGAACGAGGGCAGAUGCUCCACUGCAGAGAAAGAGCAAAAAAGAAAAGAGACUGCAUGGUCUAUUUUGGUGUUGGACAUUGGGCCUGCCUUUGUUUAGCCCCUUGGGACCCUACAGUUAUUAUUCCAGUUCACUAGGGUGGGAACUUCACAUUGAACUUUGUUGCAAAUUCCUAACUAGUCAUUGUUUCUCUGCCUAAUAGUGUUUUGUGUACAUAUUUUCCUAGAAAUCUUCCUGGGUUCCUGUAAGGAGGCAGGACUAAAAUUGUAUGACUGGAGUUAUGUGACUUGUGUCUCUGUGAAAAAAUUAUUUUGAUCCCACUUCUAUUAUGACUUAAAAUUGUAACUGAAAGUUUGGCAAGUAUUUUUAGUGAAGAGAAGAGGCAAAGGAUAGCUUAUCCCUUUACAGAGCUGAAAGUGAGGGGAUAAUAUUGAAGAAGACUCAGAGGUGGACGUCUGUAGAUCAUCGUAACAAUCAGUUACAAAAUUUUUAUUUUCAGUCUAUGAGACACAUCCAGUCCAAGACCAUAAUGACCACAUUCAACUUGAGCAGCUUCAAUUCAGGCCCUUUCAUCCUACUGGGAAUCCCAGGGCUGGAGGAGUUCCAUGUCUGGAUCGGGAUUCCUUUUUUCAUUAUCUACCUUGUGGCCCUUGCAGGCAACAGCGUCCUUCUCUACCUUAUUUCCAUGGAACGCAGCCUUCAUCAGCCCAUGUUCUUUUUCCUCUCCAUGCUGGCUGCUACAGAUCUCAUCCUAUCUAAUACAUGUGUACCCAAAACAUUCAGCAUCUUCUGGCUAGGUCCUCAGGAAAUCACCUUUUCUGGAUGCCUUACUCAAAUGUUCUUUCUCCACUAUAGCUUUGCCAUGGAUUCUGCCAUCCUGUUAGCCAUGGCAUUUGAUCGCUAUGUUGCUGUUUGCUUCCCCCUAAGAUAUACCACUAUUCUUACCCGUCAGAUUAUUACUAAAAUUGUAAUGGCUAUUGUUAGCAGGAGCUUUUGCAUCAUCUUCCCAUGUGUGUUCCUAUUAAAACGACUACCUUUUUGCCGAACACUCAUCAUCCCCCACACGUACUGUGAGCACAUAGGCAUAGCCCAGCUUGCCUGUGCGGACAUCUCCAUCAACAUCUGGUAUGGCUUUGCUGUGCCUGUAAUGACUGUUACAUCAGACCUGAUCCUCAUUGGCAUCUCCUACACUCUCAUCCUUCGUGCCAUCUUUAAUCUUCCAUCCCGAGAUGCCCGCCAGAAAGCCCUCAACACCUGUGGUUCCCAUGUUUGUGUCAUUCUUAUAUUCUACACACCAGCAAUGUUCUCUGUCCUCACCCACCGUUUUGGUCACAAUAUUCCUCACUCCUUCCACAUACUGACUGCCAACCUCUACGUGGCCAUCCCUCCUGCACUCAAUCCAAUCAUCUACGGGGUGAAGACCAAGCAGAUUCGGGAAAAAAUCAUCCUACCCUUCUUCCCUAAAGGGAACCAUUGACAUGAGACUGAGAGCUUGGGAAAGGAAACAGGUAACCAUGUUUAUUUUGGAAUGCAUUUUAUUUUUUUACAGCUAAAAUAUCUACAAUGGUGAUUUAAAUACAUAUGAAAUCUUAAAAGUCUUCCAUGUGUUAUAGGAAUCAAUAAGACAAAGUAAGGAGGUAGAUAUCAAGAAAAACAAAAAAAGUUGAAGAAGAUAUGUCUUCCUGAGACAAUAGAUCAGAGGGUAAUUUCUGUCUUAUUUUGAGAUAGAUUUCCAAGACUUAUGGGAUAAGAUACUGAUCAUAUAUAAUGUGGAUAGAUAUUAUUCUUAAU